AUGACAGAAUUAUCCAUCCAGGCCAAGAUGAUUUGGGAAGUUGCUGAAAGAGAUGUAUUGAGCCUGAAGUUUGUCCAAAAGCAGCUGACUCUGAUUGAGCUCCGUCUCAAAAAGGAUAUCCUGAAGUUUAUUAAUUAUGAGUAUCAGACAUUUGAUCAAUAUAACCAGGAUUUCAUUUGAGAACUUACCGGAAUCACAAGUUUAACUCUUGAAGAUGAGAAGCAAAUAUCAUUUGAGGAAAUUGACAAAAGCUGAAUUCGAGUAAUACAGAAAUUAGAGAUUUGCCUUGAAACGAAGAGUAAACUUUCCUUCCUGAAGAAAUGAGUUAAGAAGGCUAAAUUGGCUAUUGACUUCCGUAAUGACCUAGAGAGGCUUGUAUCCAUCACAGAAUAUUGUGAAAAUAGUUUAUUCGAUUUAAUUCGAAAUUAUUAA
This is a messenger RNA of Moneuplotes crassus, 432 nucleotides long. The record is from the annotation of a GenBank genome assembly. NCBI's taxonomy places the organism in Eukaryota, Ciliophora, Spirotrichea, Euplotida, Euplotidae.